Messenger RNA from Capsella rubella, 1104 nucleotides. RefSeq lists its product as uncharacterized. The record is from RefSeq and is a predicted model, not a curated record. The coding region runs from base 1 to 1104 and encodes 367 amino acids. Lineage: Eukaryota; Viridiplantae; Streptophyta; Magnoliopsida; Brassicales; Brassicaceae. The transcript has 3 exons.
AUGGCACAGCUUAUAAUCAACCGAGUCUUUAAACCCUCAGUCUGCAAAAACAUCCUCAGACACACAAACGUUCGUAUGUUCUCAUCUACAACACACUUCUCAUCUCAACCAGCCUACCCGUUUCUAUUGAUUGACUACAUCCUUAACUUCCCACAGGAUGGUCGUGUAAUAACAUGCAUUUCACCCUAUAAGGCAAACGAAGUCCGUAUUCACGACAAGGAACUCAUUAAGGAGGUCUGUGAUGCCAUGACUGUCGGAUUCUCACGUGAUGGAUUAGGAUACCGCUUAUCGUGGAAUCGAGUUGUCAUCACUUAUAAUCCCUCCGACCCUGAACUAGACGACGUGACCGUUGAUCUACCUUCUCUACCCACCUUUACCAAGAUCCAUAACCUAACCAUGUCCUCUUUACCUGUCCGAGAUAAAGAUUGGGUCGUGGGUGUCAAGUUAUCAGGAUCUAGGAUAAGUCUCUGUAGGCCUUAUGGUAGUUCUAAGUGGAUCAACAUCAAAGCCAAGUGUAUAAACCCUAACUCGACCUUAAUGUUCUCCAAGACAGAUCAAAGGUUCUACAUUCCAGGUCUUGGUGGCAACUUCUUGUGCUAUUUGGAUCUCAACUCUAAGGAGAAUGACCAAACCAAGUUCAUCGAAAUGCAGUUUGACAAACUUCCAAAGUCUGUGUUUGAGAAGGUUGCCAACUUGAGUUCAUGUUCCAAGACAGACCAUCUUGUGGAGUCACCCACCGGUCAACUUUUCCUCGUCAAGUGGUACGGUGCUGACAUGGAGAACUAUGAAAGCAAAACACUGCAGCAUGUAACAGAAAAGUUCACGGUGUUUAGAGCAAAUGAGAAAUCGGAAAAAUGUUAUAAGACUAUGACAUACACAGAAGAUAUUGGAGAUCUUUGCAUUUUCGUUGGACAUAGUGAGGCUUUCUGUGUUCUGGCUAGUUCGUCUCGUGGACUCAAGCCUAACUGCAUCUAUUUUGUUGGCCGUAACUUUGGUGUUUAUGAUCUCACCACCGGAACGUGCACGCACUUCUUAACAGAAGAAGAAGUUCCAAUAAAGAACUCGCGCUUCCCUUACUGGCCUUGUCCAUCGGCUCUCUACUAG